Messenger RNA from Asparagus officinalis (garden asparagus), 3682 nucleotides. Its product is annotated as pentatricopeptide repeat-containing protein At3g16610. Gene Ontology annotation, biological process: RNA modification. Lineage: Eukaryota; Viridiplantae; Streptophyta; Magnoliopsida; Asparagales; Asparagaceae. The coding region runs from base 1 to 2529 and encodes 842 amino acids. The record is from RefSeq and is a predicted model, not a curated record. The transcript is spliced from 3 exons. Gene Ontology annotation, molecular function: protein binding; zinc ion binding; RNA binding.
AUGUUUUUAAAAUCAAACAAAUUCCUUUCCCUCCACAAACCCUUGAACUUUUCUCACAAUAAUCUCUUCAAUUUUCUCAACAAACCCAAUCGCAUUUGGCUCCUCUUUUCAACCCAAUCCGUCUCCUCUGUCGCCGUUAAGAAAUCAAUUGAAGAACAACUCCAUCUCCCAACCUCAAAACUAGACAUCUCCACCUACAUCAAGCUCUUAGAUUCUUGUCUCAAAUCCAAAUCACAUCACCAAGGCAAGAAGAUUCAUGAACACAUCCUUAAAAACAAUACCCAUAUCACCAAUCCGGUCCUACUUGAAAAAUUAGCCCUCUUGUACCUUUCGUGCGAUGAAACCGCCACCGCCCGCCAUUUGUUUGACAAAAUCCCCCAGCCAAAGAUUUUCCUAUGGAAUGCAAUGAUCCGAUCCUAUUCUUGGAACGGACCCUUUGAUAAAGCCAUCGAGAUUUACCAUCGUAUGUUAGAAUCGGGCGUUGCCCCUAACAAAUUCACUUUCCCCUUUGUUCUCAAGGCAUGCUCGGGUCUUCUUGCAUUGGAUGAAGGCAUUGGGAUUCAUAAUUAUGCGAAGACGGUUGGUUUGGAUUCGGAUGUCUUUGUAGCAACUGCUUUGAUUGAUAUGUAUAUGAAAUGUGGGGUCUUGAAUGAUUCUCGUGUGGUAUUUGAUGCAAUGGAGAAGAGAGAUGUGGUUGCAUGGAAUGCUAUGAUUUCUGGAUUUUCUCUUCAUGGGCUAUAUGAUGACACGAUCAUUUUCCUUCUGGAAAUGCAAAGGUCUGGGAUUUGCCCAAACUCUUCAACCAUAGUAGGACUCCUCCCUGUGGUUGGACAAGUAAAGGGUUCGAAACAAGGGAAGAGCAUUCAUGGAUUUUGCUUAAGGAGAGGUUUUGAUAGAGUAGAUGUUUCGGUUGAUACUGCGUUAUUGGAUAUGUAUGCCAAAAGUGAGCUCUUGCAUUAUGCUUGUAGAAUUUUUGACAUGAUGAGUUUUAAGAAUGAGGUAACUUGGAGCGCAAUGAUUGGAGGCUAUGUGAUUUGUGAUAAGAUGGUCGAGGCUCUAGCGAUUUUCGAUAAAAUGAUUAACGACGCACCUGAGAAUGUGGGACCCACCGCCCUCGCUUGUGUUAUUCGAGCUUGUGCAAGAUUAGCCGACGUGGGCAAAGGAAAGGGGAUACAUUGUUACUUAGUUAAAUCUGGGUUUCUUGUGGAUACAACAAUUGCAAAUUCUCUUUUGUCGAUGUAUUCCAAAGCUGGAAGUAUGGAUUAUGCAAUGCAGCUCUUUAAUGAAGUCGAACCUAAAGAUACUGUUACUUAUAGUGCCAUUAUAUCAGGAUGUGUUCAUAAUGGGAAUGCAAUGGAAGCAUUUAAUCUCUUUAAAAGGAUGCAAAUUGCUAAGAUAGAGCCAGAUAUUGCUACUAUGGUCGGAAUUCUCCCAGCUUGCUCUCAUUUAGCUGCACUUCAGCAUGGAAAAUAUAGCCAUGGAUCAGUAAUUGUUCGUGGAUUUGCAUCUGAUAUCUCAGUUUGUAAUUCUCUUAUUGACAUGUACGCCAAAUGUGGGAGGAUUGAUUUUUCAAGAGAAGUCUUCAAUCGAAUGCUUAGAAGAGAUAUUGUCUCGUGGAAUGCUAUAAUUGCUGGCUAUGGAAUUCAUGGGCUUGGCAAAGAAGCAAUCUCAUUGUUUAAAACUAUGGAAAUCAAAGGAUUAAUACCCGAUGAUAUCACAUUUGUGUGCCUUAUAUCAGCUUGCAGUCAUUCCGGACUUAUCACUGAAGGGAAACAUUUGUAUCAGACUAUGAUCCAGGCUUAUCGUAUUAUACCAAGAAUGGAGCAUUACAUUUGUUUUGUUGAUCUCUUGGGUCGGGGAGGUCUUUUGAAUGAAGCAUGGGACUUUAUCCAAGGCAUGCCAUUUAAACCCGACGUCAGAGUUUGGGGAGCAUUGCUCGGAGCUUGCAGAGUUCAUAAAAACAUCGAGAUUGGAGAAGAGGUUUCAAGAAUAAUACAAAAUAUAGGGCCUGAAGGUACUGGUAAUUUUGUUUUGUUGUCUAAUAUGUACAGUGCUGCUGGAAGACAUGAUGAAGCAGCAAGAGUGAGAAUAGCGCAAAGGGAGAAGGGAUUCAAGAAAAGCCCGGGAAGUAGCUGGAUUGAGAUUGGGGGAAUUGUUCAUGCUUUUAUUGGCGGAGAUCAGUCUCAUCCUCGGUCUUCGAGUAUAUAUAAAAAAUUGAAGGACUUGUUAGUUGAGAUUAGGAAAUUAGGUUAUCGAGCUGAUACUAGUUUUGUACUGCAAGACGUGGAUGAGGAAGAGAAGGAAAAUGCACUUCUUUUCCAUAGCGAGAAGCUAGCAAUAGCGUUUGGGAUUUUGAGUUUGAGUUGUGAACAACCUAUUGUUGUUACAAAGAAUUUGCGUGUUUGUGGAGAUUGUCAUACUGCAAUAAAGUUUAUCAGUUUGGUUGAGAAAAGAACAAUUACUGUGAGAGAUGCUACUCGGUUUCAUCAUUUCAAAGAGGGGGUGUGCAACUGUGGCGAUUUCUGGUGAUGGGUAAUGAGCGAGGAAAGUCGAUGGAAAGGAUGAAACUUAUGAUGCCAUUCGUUCUCUCUCACUUACUUGAACCGGGAUAUCCGCAACUGGAGAGUUUGGUUGCAGAUGACGGCAAAGUUCGCAUACUAUUGUAUGAUAUCCACACCUUGUGCAAGGAACUUUGGUGGAGAGCUUGGCGUAAAAAAUUGACCAAAUCGAAAGAGAAUCAGAGGGAGCCUGUUGCAAAAUAGAACACACAAUUGGAUCAGAUUAGAACAAAGGUUACAGAUAUUAAACUUUCAGUGUUAAAUUGAAAUUUAUGUUGAUUUCUUCUCCCAAUGGUGUACAUAUUGACCAUGUAAGAUGCCUGAUAUUUAAAAUAAAAAAAAAAGUCAUCUAUAUUGUUACAUGAACGUGAUUAAGCUAGAAGAACAAAGGUUUCAUGAACAGAAUACUUAAUAAUCGAAAGCAAAAAAUAAGGAUGCGAUACUUAUCUAAUGCCUGAAAAUAGCACAAACAAUAUUGGCAAGCACGAGGUUUCGAGCAUUUAUCUUGUAGCAAGACUGCAUGAGAAUGAAAAACAAGCAAGAAGCCAAAUAACAUACAAAUUGGCUAAUUUAAUCCAAAUAAGGUCAUAUUACCCGCGACAAAAUAGUUUUCCUUCACACAGAACCAGAGAUAUUGGCUUAACAUAACAGGAAGAAAAGCAAGUAAAAGACCACUACAACGAUACGAUACAAUACUCGUAAGAAAUUCAUACCUGAAAACACUACAGAAAUCAUGCAAAAAAAAAAUCACAAGAAGUUUAUAAGACAAGCCAGUAGGUCUUAUAUAAGAUUCGAGUUUCUAAUGAUAGCAUGACCAGUGUCAUCAACGAUAGAACACGACUCUCUUAGCAUCCUCUUUCAGGGUGGGUAGGGGCUUAAACUGCAUUUGCACCUGGACUACGGGAAGCACGUGCACCACUCGCCACUGAUCCACCGUCAGAGGUUUCUGCCUCCACAUAGCAUCGAGCACGGGCAGCAGCCAAAGGAGCACACAGUAUGCAGGAGGCACUGCAAUUAUCACAAAAACACCGAGAUAUCGUUCCUACAGGGCGAAUUCUGUUCUUGGUUUAUCAAGAGAAACGAGAAAAUGUUGGAGGGAAUUCUUCAGCAAGACUCGAUUUUUA